Messenger RNA from Triticum turgidum subsp. durum (durum wheat), 1227 nucleotides. The record is from the annotation of a GenBank genome assembly. Lineage: Eukaryota; Viridiplantae; Streptophyta; Magnoliopsida; Poales; Poaceae.
AUGGUUCCUGCUCUUCCAACACACCUUGCCACUGUCUCCCUUCUCUCCUUUUUCAUGUUAGUCUCGAGCGCUGCGAAUCGAGACAUACUGCGACCGGGAACCUCCCUCGCCGUUGAAGCCUACCAAAGUGAAAUCCUGCAAUCACCGGAUGGCAGCUUCUCCUGUGGCUUCUACGGCGUCUAUGACAACGCCUUCACCUUCUCAAUAUGGUACUCCAAGGCAGCCAACAAGACCGUCGUCUGGAGUGCGAACCGCGACCGCCCCGUCCACUCCAGGAGGUCAGCCCUGACCUUGCACAAGGAUGGCAACAUGGUCCUCACAGAUUACGAUGACGCGGUUGUGUGGCAAGCUGAUGAUGAUGGAAACUCCCACAGAAAUGUUCAGCAUGUUCAGCUGCUGGACACUGGGAAUCUCGUAAUGAAGAACACCAGUGGUACGAUAAUAUGGCAAAGUUUCGAUUCACCGACAGACACGCUCCUACCAGCCCAGUGCAUCACGGCUGCGACAAAGUUGGUCCCAACAACCCAGUCGCGUGCUCCUGGUAACUACAUCUUCCGUUUCAAUGAUAUAUCAGUGCUGUCACUUAUAUAUGAUGUUCCCGAGGUUUCGGAUAUAUACUGGCCAAACCCUGAUAACAGUGUGUACGAAAAUAACAGAAGCCGGUAUAACAGUACUAGAUUGGCAAUUCUAGACAAUAAUGGGAUCCUUGCAUCUAGUGAUUUUGCUGAUGGAGUGCUACCUAAGGCCUCUGAUGCAGCGCCAGGGAUUAGGAGAAGGCUAACUCUUGACCCUGAUGGUAAUCUCCGGCUGUACAGCCUGAACGACUCAGAUGGGGUGUGGUCAGUUUCAAUGGUAGCAAUCUCCCAACCUUGUACUAUCCAUGGUAUAUGCGGUCAGAAUGGAAUCUGUCAUUACUCGCCUGAACCAACGUGUUCAUGCCCACCGGGUUAUGUGAUGACCAACCCGGGUAACUGGACCCAAGGCUGCACGGCUAGUUUCAACAUACCAUGUCAUGAUCAGGAACCUAUGAAGUUUGUGAAACUCCCGCACACGGAUUUCUGGGGAUCUGAUCAGAAGCGCCUUCUGGGAGUUUCCUUUGAGACUUGUAGGAACAGUUGCAUCAGUGACUGCACCUGCAAAGGCUUUCAAUACCAGCAAGGUGCAGGGUCAUGCUACCCGAAAGCUCUUCUUUUCAAUGGAAAGAGCUGCGCGACACCCAGCGUGUGA